AUGCAUAAAAUAAUAUCAGUGCUUACACUUUUUGGAUUUAUUAUUUCGACCAUAAAAGCAGAUGCUACCCAGCAACAGCCAUCAUCAAGUCAAACUUCUCAAGUUGCGAGUGACAAUCCGCAGACUUCGUUCGUAUCAUCUGCUUCAAACUACCCGAACACUGACACUAUUUCGCUUUUGAAUAACCAAGCUUACGAUCCAACGCUGUAUGCAAGCUUCGUUCCACAGGAUGCUGUUCAACAAUACGUCAGUCAAUAUGGACCUGGCUUUGCUGGUCAAGCUUUGGAAGGAUUUUUAAUUCCCACAAUGAAACAGACAGAAAUUGAACCAGUUGAACCAUCAAGUUUUGAUUUUCUUCGAUCAUUAUUACCAGCUCCACGACUCUUUAUUGGUGCUUUGACAAGACUUUUCUCCUUUGCAGUGUCGGCUUUCGGAGUUAUUUUCUUUGGUGGCGCAAUUACAUCAUUCUUAUGUGCUUUCACACCACUUUGUUCAAUCACUUUCUUCGCUUCUCCAUUGGCAUUAUUACGGAAGGAAUCUAAGGAAAUUGUCGAUAAAAUUGGAUCAGAAAUCACUGCAGAACGUAUUAAGCGUGCUGCUGAUUUAUUCAAACUAGCCAUGGAUAAAUAUCAGAGCAUGCAACACUCUUAA
This is a messenger RNA of Clunio marinus, 651 nucleotides long. NCBI's taxonomy places the organism in Eukaryota, Metazoa, Arthropoda, Insecta, Diptera, Chironomidae. The record is from the annotation of a GenBank genome assembly.